This is a messenger RNA of Drosophila willistoni, 791 nucleotides long. RefSeq names its product thioredoxin-2. NCBI's taxonomy places the organism in Eukaryota, Metazoa, Arthropoda, Insecta, Diptera, Drosophilidae. The transcript has a single exon. Bases 121 to 654 code for a protein of 177 amino acids. The record is from RefSeq and is a predicted model, not a curated record.
AAAUGUGUAUCAUAAUUUCAUAAAGUUUAAUGUCAAUACUCAUCCGAAGUUUGGCAAAAUUUUCUAAAAAUAAAAUUUUAUUUAAAUUUGGGCCAGGUAUUUAAUACGCUGAUUCUCAUUAUGAUGGCACGUGAGCAAGGAAAAAAAGUAAUAGUUAUAGAGUCGAAAGAAACUUUCGAUAAAAUUAUCGACGAAGCGGGUAACAGGCAUGUCCUGGUCGAAUUCUAUGCCACGUGGUGUGGCCCAUGCGCGAUAAUUGGGCCGCGAUUAGAGCAACUGGCGGAGGAGUAUGCCGACCGCUUGCUCAUACUUAAAAUCGAUGUCGACGAUCAUGAGGAUAUAGCUAUAGAAUACGAAGUCACCAGCAUGCCCACAUUCCUGAUUAUCAAGAACAAAGUAAAGCUAGCACAAUUUGUUGGUAGCAAUAGUGAGAAGGUAGAAAGCACUGUGGAGAAGUACUGCGGCAAACCGGAUAAUACCAAUAUAAACACCAACACCACCACCGCCACCGCCAAGCCUACACCAGUAGCCACACCUAAGGCUAACCCUACUCGGGAGCUUAAAGAAAAUGGAAAAUCAGUUGGACCCAGCAAAAGUGUUUCCCCCGAAUCCUCACCAACAGCAACUAUUGAGAAAAAAUUGCCGAGACCAUAAAUUCCUCCAUUGUAUAGGUAAAGGCCCAGUUUAAAUUUGCACGCUAAAUUAAAAUGAGUUAUAUGUUUCAAAGGAUAAUGUACAUAUUUUUCAUACUUAUUUCAUUAAACUACAUAUGUGCAAUAUUUCCCAUUAAA